This is a messenger RNA of Aureobasidium pullulans EXF-150, 1587 nucleotides long. RefSeq names its product general substrate transporter. Gene Ontology annotation, biological process: transmembrane transport; carbohydrate transport. The transcript has 5 exons. Bases 1 to 1587 code for a protein of 528 amino acids. Gene Ontology annotation, molecular function: carbohydrate:proton symporter activity. Lineage: Eukaryota; Fungi; Ascomycota; Dothideomycetes; Dothideales; Saccotheciaceae. The record is from RefSeq and is a predicted model, not a curated record. Gene Ontology annotation, cellular component: membrane.
AUGGGCUUCACAACAGCCUGGAAGGGGCUCUCGCCUGCCAAACUCAACAUCGCUAUCCAGACAUUCGCUUUGAUCUCCAUCUUCUUUGAAGGUUAUGAUCAAGGUGUCAUGGGAGGCGUGAAUGCUUCGCCAAACUAUGUUACUGAGGUCAAUAUCGGUACUGCUGAUGGCACUGUGACAAAUACCACAAAGCAAGGUGGCAUUGUCAGUAUCUACUAUCUUGGUGCCAUUGUUGGCUGUUUCGUCGGAGGAUGGGCAGCCGAUCGAAUUGGCAGAAUCAACGGUCUCUUCUUUGCUGCCAUGUUUGCUCUUGUUGGAGGUGCCUUGCAAGCUGCAACCCAGAGUGCAGACUUCAUCCUUGUCGCUCGUGUUGUCACUGGUCUCGGCACUGGAGCUCUCACCGGUAUCACUCCUGUACUCGUAUCGGAAGUCUCCAGCGCAGAACAUCGUGGUGGUUUUCUUGGAUACGUCUUCAUCGCCAACUACCUCGGAAUCUCAGUCGCCUAUUGGCUCGACUUUGGUCUCUCCUUUGUGAACAACGGUUACUCGGCAGUCCGCUGGCGAUUCCUCCUCGCUUUCCAAUGUCUUCCUGCUCUUCUCCUCCUCGCAGGUAUCAAGAUGCUUCCCGAUUCUCCCCGAUACCUGGCUUCAGUCGGCAGAAACGAAGAAGCUCGCGAAGUUCUCGAACACGUCCGUGGAAAUUACGGUCCAGCUGUCGAGCAAGAGUUCAAUGAGAUUGUCGCCAUGGCUGAAGACACCAAGCCCGCUUCUCCUAUCGAGUUUAUUAAGAUUAUUCUUGGUCUUGACAAGACAAAAGGCGCGCAUCUUGGUCGCAGAGCAUGGCUUUGUAUUUGGUUGCAGAUUAUGGCUUCUUGGACCGGAAUCACUGCUGUUACUGCAUACUCGCCAGUUCUUCUCCGUCAAGCAGGUUACAGCGAGAUCAAGCAGAAUGGACUUGCUGGAGGAUUGAACACCAUCGGUAUCAUCGGUACCAUCAUCUCCGCACAGAUCGUCGACAGAUACGGUAGACGCAAAUGCUUGAUGUGGGGAGCUGCCGGCCUGUUCGCUGUCAACUUGAUUGCUGCCUCGCUCUACGAAGCUUCCCGCGCCGAUCCUUCCAAAGCUGCCAGUAUCGCUCCUGCCGCCGUAACCAUGUUAUUCCUGUUCAACCUCAUCUACGCCUCCACCUGGGGCACAGUCGCUUUCCUGAUCCCUACAGAAAUCUUCCCCAGCAGAAUGAGAGCACAAGGAAACGGUUUCGGCAUCACCGGCUGGGCCAUCGGUGUCGGCUGGACAGUCCUAGUCAACCCAAUCAUGUUCGAAAAUAUCCAGAGUCGCACUUAUUUCCUCUUUGCUGGAUUGAAUUUCAUCUGGAUCGGAAUCGUCUACCUGAUUUAUCCGGAAACCGCAAAUCGCUCGCUUGAAUCUAUCGAAGCUAUGUUUACCACUUCGCCGUUUUAUUGGCAGAUGGAAAAGGCGUAUGCGGAGAAUAAGGAUUUGUUUAUCACAAAGGCGGAGAUGGAAGGGGGGUUGGAGAAGCGGAAGCAAUUUGAGUAUUCCUCUCAUGAUGAGCUGCCUCAGGUAUAA